Molecule: messenger RNA, 6308 nt
Organism: Venturia canescens
Lineage: Eukaryota; Metazoa; Arthropoda; Insecta; Hymenoptera; Ichneumonidae
Gene: eIF5B
Product: eukaryotic translation initiation factor 5B
Exons: 16
Coding region: 309-4373 (1354 amino acids)
Biological process (GO): translational initiation
Cellular component (GO): mitochondrion; cytoplasm
Molecular function (GO): translation initiation factor activity; GTPase activity; GTP binding
Source: RefSeq, a predicted model, not a curated record
UCGGGAACAUGGAUAAAAAAAUUGAAUGGUUUUUUCUCGGUUUUUAAAAUUUUGUCGAUUAUGUAUUGCUUUGAACUUCGUGCGCGGCGGAUUUCCAUAUGAAAAGUUCCACGACUGCUGCAAACUUCGGGCAAUCCGAUAUUUCCUUCUCCAAAAGAAAGAGAAAGAGUGUAAAAACCGGUGCCUGCCGUCAAUUUUUUUCUUUACAAAACCUCUUUGACUCUCAUGUGGCAGAUUUUUAACGUUGGUGAAAGUUUGACAAGAAACAGUGAUAAAACUCGGUGAAAAACGGAAAUAUAUCCUGAAAAAUGGGUAAAGCGAAAAAAGGAAAACGUUCUGGCAAGGAUGACGAUAUAGAGAGCGACAUAGAUGUAGAAGAGCAAAGCACAAUAGAGUCUACAAAAAGCAAAAUGAAGGAUAAAAAGAAAAAUAAAAAAGGGGAUGAUGUUGAUGACUUGGCCGAUGAGCUCCAGGAGCUCAAAGUGGAAAAGAAUAAGGCUGGAAAGAAGAAGUCCAAAAGAGGAGGUCAGGCUGAUUCGGAUGAUGAUUCAGUUUCGCUGCGAUCAAAAACAAAAGGAAAAAAAAAUUUAGAAGAUGAUGAGUCUGAUGCAGAAUCAGAGAAUGAAAGAUCCAAAGCCAAAUCCAAAGGUAAAAAGAAUCAAGGUAAAAAAGGAUUUGCUGCUUUAGAUCUGGGUUCUGAAGGUUCUGGCUCUGAUGAGCGUUCUGAAGAGAAAGUUCCAAAGAAUCAGAAAAAGAAUAAGAAAAAAAACAGGAAAACAGCAGACUCGGAGGAUGAUUCUGAGGGCGAAGCUCCUAGACCCAAAGGACAAAAAUCCCAGAAGGGACAAAAAAAUCGAGCUGCAUCCGACGAUGAUGAUGAUUUUGUUGCAAAGUCCAAAGGUAUCAAAAAUAGUAAAGGCAAAAAAGGUAGAAAGAAUGUUUCUGACGAUGAUGAUGAUGAAUCUGAAGACGAACAACCCCAAAGAGGUAAAGGAAAAGGAAAAAAAGGAAGAAAAGCUUCAGAGUCGGAAGAAGAUAUGAGCAGCGUUUCAAAAAUCAAAGUCAGCAAAAAAAAUGCUCCCAAAGCAGCACCUGCAAGAGGGGGCUUCGCGUUGUUGGAAAUCGAUGACGACAACGACGACGAGCCUGAGGAGCAGCCAAUGAGCGAAGAUGAAUCAGAAAAGGCUGUAAGUGUGGAAAGAAUCAAGGGAUCGAAACCUCAAGAACCUCAAGGCAAGAAAGGCAAAAAAGGGAAAAAGAAGCGCAAUGACAGUGAGGAGGAUAUCGAAAAAGUCCUGGCAGAAUUGGAGAUGGAAUACUCGGGCAAAAAAGUAGAAUCCAAAGCAGCUGCGCCGAUAGAGCCGGAAGAAGAAAAAUCGGAGGAAAAAAGUAAUAAGAAAAAAGAGAUAGAAACAAAUGACAAGAACGAAGAGGAGGUUGAUCAAGAUGGAAGAACUGUUAAGACCGCUGCUCAGAAAAAAAAGGAGAAGAAGGAACGUGAGAAGCAGAAAAAAUUGGCACAGAAAAAAGCAGAAACCGGCAAAAAACCCGAAAGCAAUGACACAACAAAAGGAGACUCGACCGAGAUAAAAAUCGACAAGGUAGAGCAACCAGUUGUCAAGGCCCAAGAAUCAGUUGAAGGCGAAGUUGAUGGCGAAGCUGGAGAGGAUACCAAGAAGAAAAAGAAAAAAGGCGCUGCAAAAGAAGAGCCCAAAGAGAAAAUGAAAGGACCUGGACGAAAAAUAGUAGCUGCUAUGCAAGAAGCUUUGAAAAAGGCAAAAGAGGAUGAGGAGCGAUUACGACGAGAGGAAGAGGAGAGGAUAGCUUUAGAAGAAGCUCGAGAAAAAGCUCGUCUGGAGCAGUUGCAACUCGAACAGGAGAGAAAAGAGAAGAAAAAGUUGAAGGAAAAGCAAAGAAAAGAGCGAUUGAAAGCUGAAGGCAAACUUUUGACGACGAAGCAAAAGCAAGAUCGUGCGAGAGCACAAGCAAUGUUGGAAGCAUUGAAGGCUCAAGGACUAGAUCUCCCAGCGCCUGGAGAAAAAAAGAAGGGUCGACCCUCGUUGGGCACACGGAUAAGACCCAACAAAAUGAAACAACGUCCCAGCAUCGAGGAAAAAGAUGAUAAAAAGUCCAACGACGAAGAGAAGACUGAUUGCGUUCAAGUUGAAAUCGUUGAUCAACAACCCACAGCCGAACAGGAGCCUAAAAAAGAAGAAGAAGUUAAGGACUCUUGGGACGUUGAUACGAGCGAGGGAGAACCUGAAGAGGAAAAAUCGGAUGAAAGACCGAAAGGUUCAGAAAUGAAGGUAGAAAAAGAAGGUUCGAAGAAGAAGCGGAAUAAUGAAGAAAAGGCGGACGAGAAGAAGGAAUGUUCCGAGAGUGAUUCCGAGUCGGGAACUGGCGAUUCAGAUUCUGAGGAAGGAAGCGAGGAUGAUGAAGACGAAGAUGAGGAAGAUGAUGAUGAGGAAGAGGAGGAAGAGGAGGAAAGUAGUCCCGAGGACAAAAUGACUGAUGCGGAGCGCAAAAAAGAAAAAGCAAGGCAACGCAUAAUGAAUCGGCGUAUAGAAGCAGAAAAGAAUAGAACUUUGGAUGUUCUCAGGGCUGCAGUUGUCUGUGUGCUUGGUCAUGUAGAUACGGGAAAAACUAAAAUUUUGGAUAAAUUGAGAAGAACUAAUGUUCAGGACGGUGAAGCUGGUGGAAUCACUCAACAAAUCGGUGCGACGAAUGUUCCGAUCGAAGCCAUUCAGGAUUCGGCGAGACAUGUCAGAGGGUUCGCUGAGAAAGAGUUCAGAAUACCCGGCCUAUUGAUCAUAGACACACCUGGUCACGAGUCAUUCAGUAAUUUGAGAAAUCGUGGUUCGUCGCUGUGCGACAUAGCGAUUCUCGUCGUCGAUAUAAUGCACGGUUUAGAACCUCAAACGAUAGAAAGUAUAAACCUACUAAAAGCUAAAAAAUGUCCGUUCGUCGUGGCUUUGAAUAAAAUUGACAGGCUAUACGAUUGGCAAACGAUGAAUCGUAAAGACGUUCAGGACAUUAUCAAGGCUCAGGCGAUCAAUACUCAACGAGAAUUCGAGAAACGUUCCAAGGACACGAUCGUGCAGUUUGCGGAGCAGGGUCUGAAUGCAGCGCUUUUCUACGAGAACCCUGAUCCGAGGAGUUACGUUUCGCUCGUACCGACCAGCGCCAUAACUGGUGAGGGAAUGGGAAAUCUUUUGGCGUUGAUAGUCGACGCUUGUCAGGGGCCUUUGGCGAAGCGAUUGAUGUUCAGCGAGGAGCUCCAGGCGACGGUUCUCGAGGUCAAAGCGCUUCCUGGUCUUGGCACAACGAUCGAUUGCAUUCUGGUGAAUGGAACUCUUCGAGAGGGUGACACGAUGAUCGUCGCGGGUACGGACGGUCCCAUAGUAACACAAAUUCGGUCACUUCUCGUUCCUCAGCCUCUCAAAGAGCUCAGAGUAAAGAGCGCCUACAUCGAGCAUCGUCAGCUCCGGGCAGCACAAGGAGUCAAAAUAGCAGCGAAGGAUCUUGAGAAAGCAAUUGCUGGUCUCAACCUUCAAGUAGCCCAAAAACCUGACGAAGUCGAAGUCUUGAAAGAAGAAACUGCUAAAGAAUUGAGCAAAGCCCUAGGCAAUAUAAAACUUGCUGAACGUGGUGUUUUCGUUCAAGCUUCAACUCUCGGAGCUCUCGAGGCUCUACUCGACUUUUUGAAGAGUAACAAAAUUCCGUAUGCCGGAAUACGCAUCGGGCCUGUCGUCAAAAAGGACGUUAUGAAAGCAUCUAUAAUGUUGGAGCACGAUAGUCAGUACGCGACGAUCUUAGCUUUCGACGUAAAAGUCGAGAGAGACGCCCAAGAGCUGGCCGAUUCUCUAGGGGUCAAGAUUUUCGUGGCUGACAUAAUUUAUCAUCUCUUCGACAAAUUCACCGGCUUCAGGGAAGAACUGAAGCAACGAAAGCGGGACGAGCACAGGCAUAUUGCAGUUUUUCCUUGCAAGUUGCGCGUCCUUCCGCAGCACAUUUUCAACUCGAGAGAUCCCAUCGUUAUGGGCGUCAUGGUGGAGGCUGGAAUCGUACGGGAUGGCACUCCGGUUUGCGUUCCCAGCAAAGAGUUCGUUGAUCUGGGCAUCGUAACGAGUAUAGAAUACAAUCACAAGACGGUUGAUUCUGCGAGAAAAGGUCAAGAGGUGUGUGUCAAAAUCGAGCCGGUACCGGGCGAAGCGCCCAAGAUGUAUGGUCGACAUUUCGACGAAAAAGAUUUCAUCGUCAGCAAGAUAAGUCGACAGAGUAUAGAUGCCUGCAAGGACUACUUCCGGGACGAUUUGCUCAAGACAGACUGGCAAUUGAUGGUCGAGCUGAAGAAGCUCUUUGAGAUUCUGUAAACUCAUCGACGUCUCGAGAAAACGAGAGAAGAAACGCGAGAAGAAAAACGGCCAAAAGGAGAAAACAAUGAGGCGAAAGAAAGUCGAGAUUCGGAAAGCUUCCGAGCUCGAGAGAGUAUUUUCUAUUAUUUUUAUCAUUGAUGUUGAAAAAUGCUCGAUCGCCCCCGGUGGAUAACUAUUAUUUGCGUGUGUGUGUGUGUGUGUGAGUGUGCGAAAAGCGAUAAGAAUUGUUCAGUGCGAUAAGAGUUUUAAGUGCGCGCGCAGGUCGACGAGAAUGUCAAUGAAUCGUUCAGUCGACAUCGACGUGAACAUCGAUUUACACAAUUGUGUUUUUUUUCUCAGUUUUAUUUUCAAUGCAAACGUCCGUAACAUCCGUACAUAAACAAUAUACACUAUGUGAUACGAAAAUAUUGAUACCGAAGAUAUUUUCGUUCGGACGUACGAGCCGCCAGAAUAAAAUCUCACUCAUCAGUCGUCGUGCUGAUUAACUGAGGAGAAACGCUCGCAAAAAAACAACAUCGAUUUUGUGGGAAAGCCAAUUUUUUGUCAUUUUUACCCCCGAGUGCAAUUGUCCACGGACUCCGAAGCUGAUUAUCUUGCAACGAAAUCGUCGCGUCCCCUUCCGAGAUUUACCGAUUCUCCACUCGCUCAUAAUAAUUCUUCUCCAACUCGCUUGUAUACUCAUUUCUACGCUUCAUUUUUUUUUUUUCUCCUCACCAAGUCCAUCGAUCGAGAAGAAAAUGAUGAAACUUUUAUUCACAAUCACCCUCACAUUUGUACCACUAAUUAUUGUAAAUAAGCGCCUACAUUUUUUCUUAAAAAACAAACAAAAUUAAGAUAACAAGGGAUAUACGAUUAUUGAGUGAAAGGGAUAACCGUUGCUCGAUGGGACGACGGAUGCAAAUGAUAUUGAAAUCUUAUAUUAUACACGAAAAAAAAUUAAUCAAAGGGAGAAAAAAUGUGGAGACUAAAUAAAGAAAUUCAUUUUGCGAAUUCGUAAGAUAAUAAAAAAAGCCCUAAUUGUAAAAAUGGAGCGUUGGGUGCUGCUGUCUGUUUUUUCUUCCCUCCCGAAGAGCCUGCUACGAAAGAGACGAACGUCUGCUUCCGGGGCGUUAGAUUGGGUGCAUCAAAAAUUGCGAUUAUAAAAAGUGGCGCCGAGAAAGAGAAUUCGAGAAUGAAGGAGAGAAGAUGGAGAAAGUAAAAGUAGUAAUUUGCUCUAGAUAGGAAUAUAGAAAAGAAAAUGAUGAAAAGAAAGGAAUAAAGCCUACGAGGAUUUUAAUAUCAUCACUUAAUAUGUAAAGGAAGCAACGUGCUUGAGUUACGAAAAGUUGAUACGAUCCAACGACAUUCGACAUUUUGCAGGCCUCGAUUUGCUCGAACGAUGAAUACGAGACGAGGAUAGAGGCUUGCAGCGCGAGUAACAAAUUGUGGUGAAUAGGAAUCGAGAGUGCGUGUGCAUGAUUGUCUGUGAAUAAGUGUUUGUCAGGUGCGAACAAAGGUUACUUCGAACAAUUGAAUAUAUGUGAUUAUUCGCAGUUACAAUUUAUUGAUGCCAAGGUAGAGAAUUUCAACCAACAGUUUUUAUUCGAUCGGAAUUCUUGCGAUGAAUUACUUGAACGAUCCGGAAAAAACCAACGAUCGUUGAGAAGUUCUGCGAACAACAUUUUUUUAAAAUAUUCACUUAACAAUCGUAAAAACUUUGAAUUUCCAAGGAUUUAUCAAAAUCACUUGGAUGAAUUACUUUUUUCGCUAGCAAGGAAAAGUCUUGAAAACGUUUAACCGUCAAAUGGGAAUUGGCAAAAUGACCGGCGAGAAAAAAAUGUAAUAGGAAAAUGCUUUCACCGUGAACCAAAAUUGUCAAGUACGAAUGUAUACGUGGGUGUAAUUAUUUCGAUAUUACAAAAAGGAGAAAUAAAAGUAAAAGAUUUUUUUGAA